Messenger RNA from Bipolaris victoriae FI3, 210 nucleotides. RefSeq lists its product as hypothetical. The transcript has a single exon. Bases 1 to 210 code for a protein of 69 amino acids. Lineage: Eukaryota; Fungi; Ascomycota; Dothideomycetes; Pleosporales; Pleosporaceae. The record is from RefSeq and is a predicted model, not a curated record.
AUGGAUAAUAAUUCCGAGAAAAUUGACUCGGGAAUUUGUUGGAAUUUUCGGAGGUGCCCGUCAAAAGUCUUUGCCCACCUUGGCGGGCAGGGGUUUCUAAGCUAUUCCCAAUUUGAGCCAUCCUCCGAAAGCUCUGGCUCUGGCUUCCUAAGCCGCCUACCCUCCUUAUACUCGUUGCCGCCUUUCAGCUCAAUAAUCUGUUUAAUAUGA